AUGCCCGUCAUGGACGGGGACCUCAGUCUUUCCCAGUCUCUGGGAGGUCUCCGGAUAGCAAAUCCGGAUGACUCGUCUCUACAUUCGUCUGAGCAGACCGCGACCUCAACCUCGGCCGCUGUCUCAGUACCACCAGCAGUCCCCGAUCCCAAGUGUGAAUCGACCCUACUUCAACCAUCAGGCAGCUCAACGUCUCUUCCCUACUCUCCAGCACCAUCCUCCGGUGAUGAUGUCCAAGAUGACUCCGCAAAUCCCGCCGAGAAUCGAAAUUCCACCUUCCUUCCUUACUUAGAAUCACAGCAGCAGUCGGGUCUGCAAUUUCCCCCGUAUAUGACCCAGCAGCAGCAGCACUCUCCGCCAGGCCCCUCUCGCCCUUUAUCGGGUAUUUUCGCGAAUGGUUCGACGUCAACAUUAGCUCCCAGGGAGAGUUGCUACCGGAUCCGUACCGAUUCAGCGGCGUCGUCGGCAUCCGAAAGCCAAGCCCGCGCAGAGUCUCGUGGUGGCUCGGCAGCUUUUCAGGCAGGAGUUCCCGUGCGUGAUAAUAGUCACAGUGAUCGAUCCUACAGGACUGCGCAGCUACCUGCUGGUAGUGGGCCUAUGGUGAUGCGUCAGUCUUCCCGCGCUCAUGCGCGCGGUGGCGGCGGCGGCUCUUCUCAGCUCUCGGGGUCACCAUAUGGAAUGGAGAAUGGCCCUGCUUCAAGUAGUGAAGAGUGGCAGGACCGUGGGGCGGCCGUCUCGGUAAGACAGGAAAUUGACUCCAAUGGAAAACCUGUUGCGCGCUAUAUCAAAAAGGGGGUCCGUGAUUUCUCGUUUGGGAACACCCUAGGAGAAGGCUCGUACAGUACUGUUGUCCUUGGCACGGAUCGCCAGACUCUGAAGGAAUACGCGAUUAAGAUAUUGGACAAACGACAUAUCAUCAAGGAGAAAAAGGUCAAAUAUGUGAACAUUGAGAAGGACACCUUGAACCGGCUCACCGAACACCCGGGUAUUGUUCGACUGUAUUAUACUUUCCAAGAUGAGCGUUCAUUAUAUUUCGUCUUGGAUCUUUGCAAGGGUGGAGAACUGUUAGGGGUGUUGAAACGCAUGUCUACAUUCGACGAGGAGUGCACGAGGUUUUACGGUGCCCAGAUUCUCGACACCAUAGACUAUAUGCAUCGACGCGGCGUUAUCCAUCGAGACCUGAAGCCAGAGAACGUGCUUCUUGACAGCCAGAUGCACGUCAAAAUCACGGACUUUGGAACAGCAAAGAUUCUCAAGACUCUGCCGAGACCUGAUCCGAGCUCGAGCGGGAUGUUACCUCUGGACUCGACCGAUCUUCCAGCAGAAGAGCGUGCCAGUUCCUUUGUUGGCACGGCGGAAUAUGUCAGCCCAGAACUGCUCACGGACAAAAAUGCUUGUAAAGCAAGUGACUUGUGGGCGUUCGGUUGUAUCAUUUACCAGCUCCUGGCUGGCCGUCCUCCAUUCAAGGCCGGAAAUGAGUACCAAACCUUCCAAAAAAUUGUGGCUCUCGAAUACGAAUUUCCUAUUGGGUUUCCUACCGUGGCCCGGGAUCUCGUCGAACGUCUACUCGUUCUGGACCCAGCACGACGUCUACCUAUCGAGCAUAUUAAAAACCAUGAAUUCUUCCAGGGAAUGCCCUGGGGCUCGGAGUUGUGGAAACGAAAGGCCCCCCGUCUCAAGGCGUACAUUCCGCCGCCUCGCGAGCCCAUCAAGCUCAACGGCGGAGACGGUGACAGCUUCCCUCCGAGCAUCUCCACUGCACCAUCAGGUGCCGCCAAUGCUGGCUCGAGGAUAGUCCCCAGGCUGGUGACCGAGCUGCCCCCCCCGAGCCAACUGGAUAUUGAGUGGUCUCCCGUGCUGACGAAAAUCAACGAGCGAAUACUCAAGCUGGGGAAUUUGGUUGUUUUGUCUUCGCCGGCUCCUCACAGCCCUGUUUCGAAAAAUGGGAAUGGUGAAGUCGAGGCACCCAAGAAAUUCUCGCGGUUUUUUGGAGGGAGCACCACGAAAAAGCGGCAGCGAUUGGUCAUGGUGACUUCGUCGGCUCGCAUAAUCUUGGCCGCAUCUGGAGGUGAUGAAAAGAAGGCAAAGACGGAACUGUCGUUGCUUACCCCUGGGACACAGUAUCGCGCCUCGACCGAUUCGAAGGGGUUUUCAUGCUGGGUGGUGGAUACUCGAGACAAACAUUUCGUUUUCGAAGACCCCAAACCUUCCUCUGGUAAUGCCGGUGCGACCGCUUUGGUGGCACAGGAAUGGCUCGACGCCCUCGAUCGAGCCCGUGAGAUGGCUUUGGCUCAGCAAAGAAAUGGAUCAUAUUCUGCGGAUGAAGCUUUCCGUGAUCUAUCGUCGGAAUUGUCGAGCCAUGCCAAUACUCUGGACCGUAAUUCUGAGAUGCACCACGAAAACCCGUCAUCUUCGGGUCGAACCACCUUAGUCAAACAUCAGGCGAAUGAUUCCGACUCUGUUAAAGGAAAGAAACGGUUCAGUAGACGCCAUUCAAGGAACGGCCUGGCAGCCGUUUUCUAG
Molecule: messenger RNA, 2523 nt
Organism: Aspergillus tanneri
Lineage: Eukaryota; Fungi; Ascomycota; Eurotiomycetes; Eurotiales; Aspergillaceae
Gene: PKH3
Product: PDPK1 family serine/threonine-protein kinase
Exons: 2
Coding region: 1-2523 (840 amino acids)
Biological process (GO): intracellular signal transduction; peptidyl-serine phosphorylation
Molecular function (GO): ATP binding; protein serine/threonine kinase activity
Source: RefSeq, a predicted model, not a curated record